Molecule: messenger RNA, 3327 nt
Organism: Perca flavescens (yellow perch)
Lineage: Eukaryota; Metazoa; Chordata; Actinopteri; Perciformes; Percidae
Gene: baiap2a
Product: BAR/IMD domain containing adaptor protein 2a
Exons: 14
Coding region: 204-1871 (555 amino acids)
Biological process (GO): positive regulation of actin filament polymerization; actin crosslink formation; plasma membrane organization
Cellular component (GO): nucleoplasm; cytosol
Molecular function (GO): cytoskeletal adaptor activity; protein binding
Source: RefSeq, a predicted model, not a curated record
UAAGCUCUCGAGGAGUCAGUGAAGGCAGCAGCGGGCUGUCAGCUGUGGAGAGGGAAGGUGUGUUUAGUUGGAGUGGGGUUUCGGGAGCGCUGUAUCGUUUCACUCUCGCUGGCGCGUUGCCUCGCCUUUUGUUUGAUCAAACUCGUGUAUUUACCCGUUCCCCCCAUUUUACGCGGAUACACGUUUGAAGGAAAAAACCGUUUAUGGUCCUGGCUGAAGACUUCACGAUGUCUCGUACCGACGAGGUUCACCGUUUGACGGAAAAUGUCUACAAGACCAUCAUGGAGCAGUUCAACCCCUGCUUACGGAACUUUGUUGCCAUGGGGAAGAACUAUGAGAAGGCCCUUGCCAGUGUGACAUUUGCUGCCAAAGGCUACUUUGAUGCUCUGGUCAGAAUGGGGGAACUGGCCAGUGAGAGUCAAGGAUCCAAAGAUUUGGGGGAUGUGCUGUUCCAGAUGGCUGAAGUCCACAGACAGAUACAAGUGCAGCUAGAGGAGAUGUUGAAAUCAUUCCACAACGAGCUGCUCUCUGAGCUGGAGAAGAAGGUGGACCUGGAUAGUCGUUAUCUGACUGCUGCCCUGAAGAAAUACCAGAUGGAGCACAAGAACAAAGGGGAGAGUCUGGAGAAGUGCCAGGCUGAACUGAAGAAGCUGCGCAGGAAGAGCCAGGGCAGCAAGAACCCCUCGAAGUACGGAGAGAAGGAAAUGCAGUUUGUGGAGACCAUCAGCAGUAAGCAGACUGAGCUGGACACCUUCAUCGCUGAGGGGUACAAGACAGCCUUGUCUGAGGAGCGCCGCAGGUACUGCUUCCUAGUGGACCGCCAGUGUGCCGUGGCCAAGAACAGCAGCGCCUACCAUGGCAAGGGUAAAGACCUUCUGACUCAGAAGAUCCCAGUGUGGCAACAGGCUUGCUCAGACCCAAACAAGCUGCCAGAGAGGGCAAUGCUCCUGGCCCAGCAGAUGGGCUCUGCCUCCCUCGGGGGUGCAAGCCCCCUGCAUACCUCUAAAUCCAACUUGGUCAUCUCGGACCCUAUCCCCGGGGCCCAGCCUCUUCCUGUGCCCCCAGAGCUGGCUGUUUUCAUGGGCAGUGGCAUGGGACACCCAGCGAGGCUGAUGGGCCCCGAUGGUAUGUCCAUGGUAAAUGGAACAACAGGAGUCCACGGGGAGGAAUAUUGGACGGAUGGAGGGACUAUAUCCGUGUCCCAAGUUAGGCCUUCAUCCCCUCAGACCCAGGCGCAGGGCCAGUCCCAGGCUCAGCCCCAGAGACAGGUCAGCGAUGUCUACUCCAACACCCUCCCUGUCCGCAGGCCUGCCCCCGCCAAGAAUAAGAACCCCGUGGGAGAGACACGCACCCUGCCCAGGUCCAGCUCCAUGGCAGCAGGCCUGGAAAAGAAUGGGCGUGCCCGUGUCCAGGCCAUCUUCUCCCACGCUGCGGGUGACAACGGCACCCUGCUCAGUUUCUCUGAGGGAGAUAUAAUCACCCUACUAGUGCCUGAGGCCCGUGAUGGCUGGCACUAUGGGGAGAAUGAGAAGAACAAGAUGCGUGGCUGGUUCCCAUUCUCCUACACACGUGUGGUGCCUGAAAGCGAUAAUGAGAAGCUCAAAGUGAACCUGCACCAUGGGAAAAGUAGCAGCACAGGCAACUUGUUGGAGAGUGAUGCAUCACUGCCCACACCUGACUAUGGGCUGACUGCCCGACUGCUGGCACAGAGCCUAGCACAGACCCGCCCACGCCCCUACAGCAUGGCAGGCUUUGGCACACAGCCUGCUAUUGAGGAUUAUGACGGACGCUUUGCCACAAGUGACCGUUCCCUGGAGGUCUACCUCCGGCCCACCUUCACCGAUGACCGAUCUGCGCCUAUCUUCUACUAGCGGCCUGCUGCCCCCUUUUGUCCACUUUUUAAAGGGGAGAGAGAAAAAUGGCCAAAAUUGGCAUGUUUGAGUUGUAUAUUAUCACAAGAGGUCCCACACUGCUAAGAAUUUAGUUUCUUUGCCAUGAAAAUUCACUCUGAGAAUUUUCGGUUAAUCCUUGGGAUGUUUUUGCAAACGCUUUCACAGAUGUUGAAUGUCUCAGCCUGAACAUUCAAUUGCAAUUGUGAGAGUAGAUUUUAUUAGUUAUUUAGAUCACACCAGUUGUGGAUAAGGUAUGGCUAAUAGGUUUUUACAAGUAAUGCAGUGGAAUUAUUAUUUAUCUGCACUUCUACUAUGGGAUUUGUUUUGUUCUUCAACACUAUACACUGUCAAAUUCAUUUGAGGAUUAUUUGCAUUAACGAGCUGUUUAGGUGAGGCUUGGGGGUGAAUAAGACUAUCCACAGCAGUUGUCAGUGCAUCACUUUAACAUGCACCGACGUGUUGAUUGGGUACUGCCACAAAUAGCUAGUCUAACUGGUCAGCUGGGGAAAGUAGGAUUCUGCUUUUGUUAAGUGAUAUAGUACUAUAGAUUUACUAGUUGUGAUACAGUAUACCCAUAUUUUCAAUGUGGGGACUGUGCCUUCUAUUUAUUUUUUUUAAAACAUAUCCUUCAUGCAGCAUUGACCCAAUUGUUCUGUAAACUGGUUUGAGGGCAUAUGCAUCACAGUUCAACUUGUAUUUUUAUAUUCCUGAAAAUAUAGGUAGGAUUGUUUCCCUUUUUGUUUGCUUGUAAUGUCAGGACUUGUUUUUGCUUAGCGAUCUCCAGUACAGUGCACUUCCACCAACAUAAUACAAGAAUAUUUUCACUAUUUUUUCCUUUUCUUUAAAUUUCAGUAAUAUCUAAGCUGCCAGAUAUGAAGCCAAGCAAUGAAAUACAGUGCAUAUAUAUAUUGGGGCUUUUAAAAAUAUAUAUAUAUAUAUAUUUAGCUUUGAGGGAGUGGUAGCUUAUCAGAUAAGGUACAGUAUUAACAUAGCUUUUCAUCGUUCAUUCUCAGUAUUAUACACUCAUCUGGGAGAAAAGCUUAGAGCAGAGGCAAUUAUCUACAGUAUGAUGUGUCGGAAUAGAAGUGGAACCGUAUGUGAUUAAAAAUAAAUAGUGUGUGGUUGUGUGAAUGAGCUAAAAUGCCUCUUAGAUUGCAAUAAAUCAAGUUACAUUGUGAAAAGUCCAUUUUCCAUGGAUGAGAGUUAAAUCACGAAAAGUUAGUUUUCCAUGGGUGAGUUCUUUACACUGAGUGAUAUGAUCAGGCUUUUAUUACACAACUCAUUGGCAGCAAGUUUCAAAUGCAUUUUUUACUUUUAUAUAGCUUUCAUUGUGUCUAUUUCUCACCUUUGUCCCUGUUUGUAUUAUAUCUGUACUGUACAGAAAGUGCAUAUAAAUUAUCUUGUCCAAAAUAAAUCUAAAUGGGCAGAAACUUCA